This is a messenger RNA of Brassica oleracea var. oleracea, 459 nucleotides long. RefSeq lists its product as uncharacterized. The coding region runs from base 1 to 459 and encodes 152 amino acids. The transcript has a single exon. NCBI's taxonomy places the organism in Eukaryota, Viridiplantae, Streptophyta, Magnoliopsida, Brassicales, Brassicaceae. The record is from RefSeq and is a predicted model, not a curated record.
AUGCGGUGCUCUUCAUCCUCUACUGGAUGUCGUGCUUACAUGUGCGACACGAGUGUUCGUCACUCCAACUGUUUCAAGCAGUACCGCAAGAAAAACAUGAACCGUGUAACCAAGGUCAUGAACUGUCCUUACUGCAGAGGAGAAGUUUAUGAGGCGAUGAAGGUGCAGUCGGGUGGAAGGAGAGAUCUUAAUGCUAAACCGAGGUCUUGCGCUUUCGAGAACUGCAAUUUCUCUGGGACAUAUUGUCAGCUUAAGAAUCAUUUGAAAGCUGAUCAUCCCAGUUACACUCGACCCUUGGUCGACCAGGGGAGAGAGCGGGCGUGGGAACAGAUGCAGAGAGCAACUGAGUACAAUAAUAUCAAUGCUGCAGCUGGUCUCCCGCAUAGUGGCUUGGAGGUUUUGCAUCAACAGCUUCCCGAUGUUCCUCCUCGUCUGGUGAUUCUGCUCUGGCGUUCUUAA